Molecule: messenger RNA, 3776 nt
Organism: Zophobas morio
Lineage: Eukaryota; Metazoa; Arthropoda; Insecta; Coleoptera; Tenebrionidae
Product: PABIR family member 2
Exons: 3
Coding region: 212-1075 (287 amino acids)
Molecular function (GO): protein serine/threonine phosphatase inhibitor activity
Source: RefSeq, a predicted model, not a curated record
GGACAUGCGCGAAUUUGGUCCAUCCAAAGCUUUUGACAGGAUUUUGUUGAAUUUGGGAAGACCGCUGGGUUGGUGUUUUCUGAUGUUUUCCAGUUAAUAAUAGCGUGUUAAAAGCGGCCAAAGUGAGAAACACUGAAUUGUGUUCGGUUUGUCCGUGAUAAGAGUUAAAUGUCCCCUUUAAUUAAUUUUCGAGCGGUGACAGAGAAGCUGAAUGUCAUCAAUAAAUUCUUGCGUGGACAUGGACGUUGACGGUCCAGUCAACGGUUCCGGCACCCUGAAGAGGUGCUCCAGUGCUCCUAUGAUUAAUGAGAGCAAUUCCAUCAUGACCACUGCGACACCUUCCGGUUCGUCUUCGAGGGAUCAGCAGUCCUUCAACUUAUUUGGGGCCACCACGCAGACCAGGACUCGCAGAUUUAGUGCCAGCUUCAGCCCGGUGCCCGGCUCUCCUGUGUCCGGCCUCCGCCUCACCCCCCGGAUAAACCAGCUCCGCCAAGAAGAGCACGCCGACGUGAGCAACCUUCGCGAGCUGGCCCACGAGCGCGAAGUCCACCACGCCAUGCAGAUCUCCCAGUCCUGGGAGGACCUCAGCCUAAUGAACGAAUCUCACAGCGACUCCAAGUCCAACAAGAUGGGGCCGCUGCACGUAAACCUGCCGCCGUACAGCGGCCUCAACUGCAACUCCCCCUCCCCCACGCGCCUCAGCUCGCCGGGCUUCCAGAGCCCCACGAGGGCGUCGCGGACGUUCAUCAGGCGGAGCGCCAGUCCGGUGCUCCGGCCCAGCCCCCUCGGGGUCAAGAGGAAACUCGACGACGACAAGAACGACUACUACGUAAGUCCGAGGUCGAAGAGGUUUCACAGUUACUCGGCCGCGGACCGCGGCGGCCUGCUCACGACGACGCCGAGCAGUCUGCCGGGCUCCCUGAGUUCGGUCGGGACGCCCGAGUCGUUGUCGAGUGCCGAUUCACCAGGGUUUAACUAUAGGAACGUAGAUAGUCUUUCGCCUAAUCGUGCAAUGCCGCCGGAACCGAUGAUCGUGGCUAAGGGGGAUCAUGAUAUGAACGACAGUCCUAGUUAAGGGGGGAUGAUAUUUUGAUGAUUGUGUAGGGUAGGUUUUUGAGUAGUGAUGUUUGUCACCGAUGAAAUCAGACAGUUAUUGAAAAAUAUUUUGGAAGGGGAGGGGGAUUAAGAACGUGUGUAUUGAACAUGACUGACCUUCACAAUUCUGAUUUUUUUCGUAGUGUGGCUCGAUUUUUAAAUAUUUAUUCAAAUUCUGCCAUUUUCUAUAUUAGUAGGUAAGGUUAUUAAGGAAAAAGUGAAAUUAAAAGAAGUUCGUAGUCAUUGUAAGAAGUAAUAUGUAAAAAUCCAAGUUGAUAUUUGAAAUUUUCGUUUUUUUAAAGCUUCGUUUAAUUUCUUUGAAUAUACGUAAGUUUUUUAGAGUGUAGUUGAUAAAAAUUGGGCGUCUCAUUUUUUUAAUAGUUGUAGUGUGUUACUAAAUGAUUUAUAUUGAUCGUAUUUUGAGCAAUAAUUUCAAGUAAAUGAGUUUAAGGUUUUUAUUUGAUUUAAAUUUUUACUCUUUGUAUAUUAUAUUUACUCUUUUAAAAGUUGGGAUGAUUAUUUGGUUGAUCGCAUACAUGACUUACGAAAAAGGCAUAAAGGUAUUUAUUUUUUUAAUAAUAAACUUGGUGAAACACUAAUUAUCGUUACAAGCUGUUUGACUAACUUGGUUAAAGCAAAUUUAAAACUAAUUUAGAUUAAAAACAUAUUUUAGUUUACUAAUUUCAGAAAAAAGUGCCAAAAUUCCAAAGAUUUUGACUAAUUUCACUGAUAACAAUUAAUUUAUAGUCAUAAAAUUUAUAUUAGAUUGUCGGUUACUCUUCAUGUUAAGAAAUUUAGUUUUUAACUACAUAAAGAUAGAAAACUUUAAGUUAUAUUCUUUAUCUGUGUUGAAUUUGAGUACUUGAAGUUUUAUGGUUUGUAACGAAAUUAAUAAUUUUAGUAAUCUGCAUCCCUGAAAGUUGGCAGCAUUAUGUGCUGUCAUUUGCAACGUCAAGAAUUUGUGCUCGUACUUAAAAUCGGUGAAAAUUGUCUAGUGUGCUUCCGUAUUUAAAUCUUGAGGUCACUCGUUGACGUGUGUCGACAACAGUGUCGCCAACUGAUGUCAAAUUUAAGACUUGCAUUAUGGGAGAAGGGAAAAAAUGAAUCAGUUAACUUUGUGGUUCUAAAGUCCAAGAGAUUUUUGUUGGUGGUUUGAAUUCAAUUAAGCACAACGUACAUUUGUGUGUACUUAAACCGAAACCUAAACAGUUUGAAAACAAAAAUUACUAGUUUUCUCCACUGACAUAUCAUUUUAAAACAUAUCAUUUUUCGUAACGUAUGAAAACAGUUAGAUGGCCAUCAAGUCAGGUUUUUUUUUACUGACUUUCCACUACUGUUAAAUAGUUAACAAAAGUACACUAUCUCUCACAAAGCAACCAAAUAAUUUUAAUUGUGUCAACUUUGGUCGUCAAAUCAUGUUAAACCACGGACCUCAAUUUACUCGACAAAUAUACACAAUUUAGUUUAUAUAUUAUUACAGUUUAACGUCCAAAGAUGACUCAAUUACAAAUUAUCUUAAACACACGAUCUAGUUCAUACUGUUACGAGAAUGAUAACUGGAAUUUAACAUUAAGUACAGUGUAGUUGUUCCUGGGAGGAAGGAAAACGAACUCUGAGCUUCACAAAUCCAACAUGUACUUAAAAGUGUGGCGCCGGCGUCGCUGAAUAUUACACAUAGUUAGCCAAAUUGAGAAAACAAAAGUCACCAAAUCAGUUAAAACUGACUAAAGAUAAAAAUUUCAAACACAGGGUUUGUUUUCUUUCAUGUUUUUGUGAAUGACGAGUCGAUUAAAGGCAUCUUCAUCCCACGAUUUAUACCUGUCGACGAACUCAGACGGAGUUAUUAAAUUGAGAAUAUAAAUUAAUCCGUGUCAUAUUUUUUAUUGCAUUCUUUGGAAGUUAUCAGAUAUUGAAACAUAAUUUAUUGGCAGUUGUAGGUUAUGACCAACAAUAAUGAAAUUGUCUAUGUACCUGGGUUAUAAGCCUUCUCUGAGAUUGUUUUUUAUUAUUUAGUGGAGUCUAGUGAAAAAGUUUAUUUAUAUUCGACUAGGUGCCCCUUCUUACAAGUCAUGUUUAAUGCGCAUGUCUCUCUUAUUUUUACAAAUUGGUGUAAAAAGUGAUGUUUUUCAAUAACUUCGUUUUUUACAUUCUACCUAUGUAUAAGAGUAUAAUGUUAAUAUAAAUUUCUCUAGUCUAUAGUUGUAAUGUGAACUAAGUUAGUGUUACGAACAAUGUGAAGACUCUGCAAGGUGCUAAGUACUGAAAAAUUCAGUAAUUUUGUUGUUUCUUCCUUAUGAUAUUUAAACUCAUAAAUCCAUUUCAUCACCCAUAAACCAAAAAAUAUCAAAUGAAAUGGGUUUAUAGCCUCCUCAGUGAACUCUGUAUUCUUGCCCUGCUCACUACAGUGAUGGUAGUGGGUACUUCAGGAAUGUUUCCUUAAUCUUCCACUCUCUGUAAAAAAAUACCUGCAAUUGUAUAUUUUCUAGUGUAGUGCCUCACUGUUCUAAUCAUUUUUAUACAUAAUUAGGAACAAUAUAGACUGACGAUUUGUAAUUAGUUGAGUUAAAUUCAGCCAACUCAUUUGAUAUAUCUGUAAUGUAAAUAGUACUCUUGUUGGCCAAUUAAAUUGUUAAUAUAUUCAAAGUGAUUUCACCAAUCAUAAAUAUAUCAUCUUACGACUA